UCCUCUCCGCGGUGACAGAGGCAGAGCAGAGGCAGAGCAGAGGCGGGGAGCUGCCCCAUCAUCGUCUCACACAGAAAGGUGUGAAAUAUCGGUCGUUUCGACGUCGCGGAGACAAAACACGGAGACGGCGCUGUUGUGAUAAUGCUGUCACACCCUGAACAUCUUCGUGUCAGCGGAGAUAUGGAGACACCGGGGAGGAUAGCAGCCACACCAGAUGCCCUGGACGUCACGGUGGAAAACGUGGAGAAGGCCCUCCACCAGUUGUACUAUGAUCCCAAUAUAGAAAACAAGAAUCUGGCCCAAAAAUGGCUAAUGCAGGCUCAGGUCUCGCCUCAGGCCUGGCAGUUUUGCUGGGUCCUGCUGAGCCCAGAUAAGGUGCCUGAAAUCCAGUAUUUUGGUGCUAGUGCACUUCACACCAAGAUCUCUCGUUAUUGGUCAGACAUACCCUCAGACCAGUAUGAGUCUCUGAAGACCCAGCUGUUCUCCCAGAUUGCCUGCUUCUCCUCUGGCUCCAAGAUGGUGCUCACUCGCCUGUGUGUGGCCCUGGCCUCUCUGGCACUCAACACAAUGCCCGAGUCCUGGCCGGGUGCAGUGGCAGAGAUGGUGCGGGUGUUCCAGGAGGAGGGGUGUGGGGUGGAUGGGCGGGCACGCUGCCUGGCGCUGCUGGAGCUUCUCACUGUCCUGCCUGAAGAGUUCCAGACCAGCCGCCUGCCACAGUACAGAAAGGGACUGGUUCGGGGCGCCUUGGGCCAAGAGUGGGGGUCAGUUUGUCCCUUACUGCAGCAACUGCUGAGGCGGACAGACAGUCCCGGGGCAGUGAAAGCUCGUGUGCUGCGCUGCCUGUCUUCCUGGGUGCUGCUGGAUGUUCCCCUCAGCGAGAGUGAAGCCCUGGUGCAUGACUGCUUCGCUGCACUGCCUGACCCUGAGCUCUUCGACACAGCAGUUGAGGCAAUAGUCAAUGCCAUCUCACAGCCCGACUCCCAAAGAUAUGUGAACACUUUGCUGAAACUGGUGCCUCAAGUGCUGGCCCUCCAGGAGCAGCUCAGAGAGGCUGUUCAGAAUGGAGACAUGGAGACCUGUCAUGGUAUCUGCCGGAUCGCUGUUACACUAGGAGAGAACCACUCCAGGACUCUGUUGGAGCAGGUGGAUCACUGGCAAAGCUUCCUGGCUUUAGUCAACAUGAUCAUGUUUUGUACAGGAAUUCCUGGCCACUACCCAGUCAACGAAACCACAAGCUCCCUGACACUUACCUUCUGGUACACACUUCAAGAUGAAAUCAUGUCGUUUGAGUCAGAUAAGCAGGCAGUUUAUCUGCAGGUCUACAGGCCAGUGUAUUUCCAAUUGGUGGACGUUUUGCUACACAAAGCCCAGUUUCCAUCUGACCAGGAGUAUGCAUCCUGGUCCUCAGAUGAGAAAGAGCAGUUCAGGAUCUACAGGGUGGAUAUCUCAGACACACUCAUGUAUGUGUAUGAGAUGCUUGGAGCAGAGCUGCUGAGUAACCUGUACGAUAAACUGGGGCGACUGUUGACAAAUGCAGAGCAGCCCACGUCAUGGCAGCACACAGAAGCUUUGUUGUAUGGCUUCCAGUCCAUAGCAGAGACGAUAGAUGUGAACUACUCUGACGUCAUCCCGGGCCUAAUAGGACUCAUUCCCAGAAUCAACAUCAACAACGUCCAGUUAGCAGACACAGUGAUGUUUACAAUAGGUGCUCUGGCUGAAUGGCUGGCAGAUCACCCGGUGAUGCUCAGCAGCGUUUUGCCGUUGGUUCUUCAGGCUUUAGGGAACCCAGACCUCUCUGUGUCCUCUGUCUCUACACUGAAGAAAAUUUGUCGAGAAUGCAAAUAUGACCUGCCACCUUACGCAACCAACAUAGUAGCUGUCUCUCAGGAGGUGCUUAUAAAGCAAAUCCACAAGACGAGUCAGUGCAUGUGGCUGAUGCAGGCUCUGGGCUUUCUGCUCUCCGCUCUCCCCGUCGAAGACAUCUUAAGAAACCUUCACUCUCUCAUCACGCCAUACAUUCAGCAGCUGGAGAAGCUAGCGGAUGAGACGCCUAAUCCCUCUAAUAAAUUAGCAAUCAUUCACAUACUGGGGCUGUUGUCCAACCUGUUCACUACACUUGACAUCAGCAAGCAGGAUGAUGAGACAGCAGAAGGAUCAGUGCCACCUGUCAAAACAGCCCCACCUCCACCAGGACCGAACCCGGUGGUGGUGGUUUUGCAGCAGGUCUUUGCUCUCAUACAGACUGUCCUCAGCAAGUGGCUCAAUGACUCGCAGGUUGUAGAGGCUGUUUGUGCCAUCUUUGAGAAGUCUGUGAAGACUCUGCUCCAUGACUUUGCUCCUAUGGUUUCUCAGCUAAGUGAGAUGCUUGGGCAGAUGUACAGUACGAUUCCCCAGGCUCCGGCCCUCGACCUCACACGACAGAUGGUGCAUAUAUUUGCUAGUGAGACAGACCACUUCCCACCCAUCAAAGCUCUGUUUGAGCUGGUUACCUCGGUUACACUGUCCAUCUUCCAGCAAGGACCCAGGGAUCAUCCUGAUAUUGUUGAUUCAUUUAUGCAACUCCAAGCUCAGGCCCUCAAACGGAAGCCCGAUUUGUUCUUGUCUGAGAGUCUUGACGUGAAAGCAGUGUUCCACUGUGGAGUUCUGUCACUCAAAUUUCCCGAAUCUCCGACAGUCAAGUCAACGUGCUUGUUCUUUACCGAGCUGUUGUCUCGCUGCUCAGAUGUGCCUCCGUUGGCCAGAGUGGUGCAGGAAGAAGGCAAGCUAUUGGUGCAGGCCUUGUUGGAGGGCAUCGGUGGCGGAGCAUCUAGGAGUCUGAUGGACCAGUUUGCUGAAGUGCUCUUUUCUAUGAACAAGCACUGCUGUUCUCUGCUUGUUGUGUGGUUGAAGGAGGCGCUGCAGCUUCAAGAUUUUCCAUCGACUCGGGUCACAGAUAUACAGAAGGCCAACUUCUCACAGCAGAUACUCCGAGAACGAGUGAAUAAAAGGAGGGUAAAGGACAUGGUGAAGGAGUUCACACUGUUGUGCAGAGGGCUCCAUGGGACGGAGUACGCUGCUGAAUACUGAAACUCUACCUACCCUUGAACUCUCACCUAAACGUGACCUCUGCCCUCAGUGCAAACCAGCUGGAUGCCACAACAACGCAGUUCUCACCAACACCGUCAGUGACGCAAACCAUGAAAUGAUUGUAAAGAUUACCUGCCCUGCCACAAGACAAGACAUGGAACCAUUCCCGCACAGACCUGCCGUCAGAUUAAUGGACAAACAUUUAACCUUCGGUGGUUUUCGGGAGGCUGACCUCUUGGCCCGAUUUUUGUUUUCUCCUCUGAGGUUGAUAGUUUCUCCUCUCCUUUCAAUGCCUUUAUUCUUUUUGGAAGAGCUCUGAGCAGCACAUCCAGCAUGCUGCCUCAUGCCUCCUUCUCCUUCUCUGUCUUGUUCUGCCUUUUUAGAUCUUCCUGUGGUCCCUAGGUUGUUUCCUGGUGAUUAGCAUCCAUAUGAAAUGGUAGUGGUAUCGUACGUAGCAACUUGACAUUAUUUUUCAAAAGCAGAAUCAAAUUAAGUAUAUAAAUGUAUAUGUAUGCAUAUAGAAAGAAGGUGGUUGACAGUCCUGCUGCUGCUAAUGGGAAGACAGAAGAAGCAAUAUCAGGAGGAGAUUCUGCAGGAAAAAAAGGUGCAAAAUGCAAAUCAAUGAGCCAGCAUGUCAGUCUGAAACAAAUUUCAUAGUAACGGUGAUCAUGUCCACAAAAACAAACAUUUACCAUGAAUGAAUCAAGUAACUGUGAAUCCAAGAAGAGAAGGUCUUUGGUAGUAAAAACCUGGGGUGAUGCCUUCAACUGGACGCUUCAAACUACUCUCUGCCACUAACGCUUGGCUUGUUACUUGCAGUGUCUGUUACUGCCCAUAAACGUGUUAUUAGGACUUCCUGAAUGCAAACCUUUCAGAAAACAGACAAGGUUAAUAGGAAAAAUAACAAAUAGAAAGAAAAGAAAUAGGAAAAAUCAAAGUGUUGGAAUUCAGUUUUAUUGAAUUUAAGUCUGCAUGAGUACACUGAACAGGUCAUGAGUAUGAUGGGUAAGGUCACAUGGGCUCAUUUUGUGAAAACAACUCCAUUUGAACACAGCAUACUUACAAUAUGUACUUGAUCCAGUGGUUCAAGGAGUACUUGAAGGUCCGGUGUGUAGGAAUUAGUGACAUCUAAAGGUGAUACUGCAGAUUGGAACAAACGGAGGACUCUGCUCACCUCCCCCUUCCCUAGCUUGCCAGUGAACUACAGUGGCCUGUGCAGAUCAGAACACUCUUCUUAAGUCUCUCCACUCGUUCACUCUCUGCGGUUUCCUUUUUCCUCUUUUUUGGUUUAUGUGGGGCAGUGCUCCUCUUCAUUUGUGUAGUGAGUUUCCACUUCAUAACACAAAAUACCCCUCUGUUUGGGUUGUAGAAACAUGGUGGUACAAGCUGGUGAUGUCUGUGAAACAAGGCCCCUGCAUUAAGUACAUAAAAGGCUCUUCUAAAAGCUAUGGAAACCAAAAGAUUGUUAUUUCAACAGGGUUAAACACUUACAUUGACAAAUUUAUUGGUAGUUCAUUCAAUUUCUAUCAAUCGACCCUCCUCAAUGUUGCACACUGGACCUUUAAAGGCAACAUGCAUUCUAGCUACCAAGACAGUGGCCCGAUAAUGACACAGGAGCACAGAGAGGACUGUGAUCACGCUCUGCUUUAGACUUUAGUACUCUACUGCACUGUAGAUAUACAUGGGUUAAAAUUUGUUUCCCAACAUCUUAUAAGGCUGAGUGUUGCAUAUUGUACCUUUACUUCAACAUUUACUCCUAUGAAUACCACUAAGAAGUUGGUAUUGCCAAAUUGUCAUGCAAAUAUUUUAUGUAUGCCUCUCUGGGAGGGGUUGACUGGAGGAAACAAACCUAAGAAUAUGACUUGGACUAAAACAGUCUGCCCUUUUGCCCAGCUCUCUGUGUAAAGGGCCAUACCUCACACACUCCCACCCAGUCACACUGCAGUCUUCUUGGAUUGUAUAGAGUAGUUCUUUUGCAGUGGUCCCUUAGGUAAAGCAGGACUGCCUAUAGUGAGGACAAUAGUCGCUGGCAGCUGGAAGAAGGCACAGGACUGAAUCGGAGAGGAUGAAUAAUCCUGAUGUUGGACUGCUUAGUCACUGUAAUCGUGCAAAAAUAUUAAUCAAGUUGUGAAUAUUAACAGUAAUUGCUGAACACUUAUUUGUAUUUGAGUGUAUGCGUGUGUUCAUACCUGUAUGAGAGGUUGUGUGUGUGCACAGAUGUAACUUUUUUCACUUGUUCAGUGCACUUAUAUUGGACCUACAGUACACAUCCUUCCUCUUCUCUUUUAAACAAAGACCCUAUUUGUUUUUUGUUAUUUUCCUCGUCCUCUUCCUCACACUAUACUCAUUGGGAAUACAUCAUUGUUACAGGCCGAUCAGGCACAUCCAGUUCUUCACUGGAUGCUCUUCUACUCAUCACCACCAUUCAUUGAACGUCCUUAUUAUCUGGAUAAUCAUCUCGGUUAUAUUCCUGUUUUUGACACCAACAAUGUUUGCCAUCAAGCAACCCAAAAUGUUUUCAUUUAUCUGGGUCCCUGCUUUGGAGAGGACCAAGAAGGAUUAGAGUUUAGUGACUGAGAAAGUUAUUUUGGCAUUUCCAACAAGAAUCGGCACCGACAUUCUGUUCUCAAGCUCGGAGACAUUAUUGAUGAAGUGAUGCAACGGCUGUAAAAUACAGUCUGAAGGAGUAGCAGGAGCAGUUGACAUCUAAUGACACUCACCAUCAAAACGUACUGUGUGGUCUCUGAUAAAACUUAAUCUCAGUCUAAUCCUUCUGUCUUAUCCAAGGUGCCUGCAGACAUGUAGCAUGUGUGUGUUUUGAGGGGGUAGGGGUUCUGGGUUCAGGGGACAAACAUUCAGUGUGGAAGACACUGUAGAGAGACAUGAUUUUGAUUGAGACUGGAGGCAAAAAUCAGUUCUGAAGUUAGAGCUGCCCUGCCACCAUGUCUGGUUUGAACUGUGAAUGACUGGCUGUUAAAACACUGAUCUCCUCUUGUCUGUAAUGUGGUCUCAUUCUGAGGUGAGAAAUAAAAUAAAUGUUCGUCAGGUUAAAGAAAGGAGUGGUAGGAGGGGCGGGUGAUAUGAAAUGUACAUUGUUUUUUUUUGUACCUUGGCUUUAAUUUAUUAAAUAUAUCUAAGACUGCA
This is a messenger RNA of Solea solea (common sole), 6210 nucleotides long. Its product is annotated as importin-13-like. The transcript has 23 exons. Gene Ontology annotation, cellular component: nuclear membrane; cytoplasm. Lineage: Eukaryota; Metazoa; Chordata; Actinopteri; Pleuronectiformes; Soleidae. Gene Ontology annotation, molecular function: small GTPase binding. The record is from RefSeq and is a predicted model, not a curated record. Gene Ontology annotation, biological process: protein import into nucleus. The coding region runs from base 142 to 3066 and encodes 974 amino acids.